Messenger RNA from Anopheles nili, 2364 nucleotides. RefSeq names its product protein MCM10 homolog (gene Mcm10). Lineage: Eukaryota; Metazoa; Arthropoda; Insecta; Diptera; Culicidae. Gene Ontology annotation, biological process: DNA replication; DNA replication initiation. The record is from RefSeq and is a predicted model, not a curated record. Gene Ontology annotation, cellular component: replication fork protection complex; nucleus. Bases 1 to 2364 code for a protein of 787 amino acids. Gene Ontology annotation, molecular function: DNA replication origin binding; single-stranded DNA binding. The transcript has a single exon.
AUGUCUGAAAAUAUGGAUGAUUUGGAGGUGGGCGAACUGGAGCAGCUGUUGCUAGAAAAUUACGACGAAGGCAUCUCUGAGGAUGUGAACGAGGAGGAUGAUCCUCACACCAGCAGUGCAACGGAUGGAGACAAACGAAAAUUGACCGUAAAAGGGUCUAGUUUUCUGCUGACCGAUUCCUGCAACGUCGAGGGUAAUGCCCCAGAACCUACACCAAAGCCAUUUACCAGCGAUGCUACCUCAAAUGUACGCGAUGCAGACAUCGAUUCGUCGGAUGAUGAGGAAACGAGAAACUUUCUCGAGCGCAAGUACAAUCAGUACGGGCGGCAGAUCAACGACAUGCUAAAAUCGAAGGAAGCCGAAAAAUCGGACCAAAAGCUCUCGACGUGGGUCGACCGAAAGUUGUGGCAGAUCAAUCGAAGCACCCCACAAGCUCCCGCAACUCCUAAGCCCGAAGACAGGACAGCAGGAAAGCAGAUUGGUCAGCAGGAACGCACGCCUAAUAGGGCAACCCAACAGCCUGUAGGGACAACAGCCCCCAAGGAAAGCAUUCCGGCGGUGUUUCAGGCGAACGUGCACACGGAUCCCGUAUUCGGGUUGCGGAUUGUGCACCCGUUGGUGUCCAGUCAGACACUACAGGAACAAAUGGAGGGCAAAAAAGCGGUGCCCUUCAUGCGGCUGCGGAAUUUUGUCGAAACGGCCGAUCUUCUGCAGGACUGGGUAAUCGGUGGGGUGCUGAUUAGCAAAAGUCCCACGAAAAUGACGUCCAAGGGGAAGCAAUUUGCGAUCUGGAAAUUGAGCGAUCUGCACGGCGACAUUAAAACGGUGAGCAUGUUCCUGUUCGGGCAGGCCUACAAAGACCUGUGGAAAACGGCCGAAGGCACGGCGCUGGCCAUACUCAACCCCAACGUCAUGAACGGAAACAGCGACAGAAAUACGGAAGCCGCCAUAUCGAUCGACCGCUCCACUAAGGUGAUGGUGUUAGGGCAGUCACGGGACAUGGGCACGUGCCGGAGUCGAAAGAAGAACGGUGAACGCUGUACGGCCAUAGUGAACUUGGGCAAGUGCGAGUACUGCGUGUACCACAUUAAGCAGGAGUACAACAAGGCCAGCAAUCGAGGUGGGUUAGUGACGUCGACGGGCGGUCGCGGUUUAAAUGAGCUACGAAACAAGGUCCUUGGCAAGAAUGAGUUUUUCUACGGUGGACAGAGCUACACUGCCAUCAAGGCAGUAAAGCACCCGAAGCAGCUGGAAAAAGAUCGUCACCGGAUGAUGACGUUAUCGGAUUACUUCCGUUCGCCGUUCGAAGGCGGUAAUGGAGACGGAGCAUCAGGAUCCACCCCAUCGACAUCAUCGCCUUCGGUUCCGUCUUAUCGUGCGGCAGCUACGACGCCAAAAACGACCUCAAAACCAUCGGCAGCUAGAAUUGAGCUAAACGUUGGCCAACGCGUGAAGGACGUGAAGCGUUUACAGAGCCUCGGCGUAUCGUUGGACUUUUUGCAAACAAAGGGCCAGACGGCUUCUCCGACGGCACAAUCUCAAACACAGGCCGUCCAACCGGAUCAGGCUCCCACGGCGCCGAACUCACUAGAAAAUAGAAAAUUUAGCUUCGAACUUGUUCCCCGUUUAAGCAGGGACUCUUUUGAUAUCGAACUGACUAAGCCUGUAAAAAAGGCUUUGCAAUCGCGCGCUCUUGCAUCAAAAAUAGUGAAGCAGAACCCCAUCGAGAAAUCGAACCCGAACUUUAUCAAGUAUCGUGGCACGGAACAAGGCAAGAAGCGUGUUUUGGAGGAAGUUUCCAAGAACUCCGCAAGCGAAGAGCAGAACGCUAAACGACAGAAACUGCAGGAUGAAAAGGAUGAGCAGGAUCGCGCUCGGAAGGAGCACAUAAAGCGCAUCAUGGAGGCGAGUUCGUCCCACCAGGAUUUGGUAGUGGCACGGGAGAACAUCCAGCAGGAAGACUACUUUAAGACGCUCGAACGCAAAGAAGCAAUGGAAGAGAAGAUGCUCAACACGUUCAAGGUGGCGUGCAAGGCGGUCAGCUGCGUCCAGUGCAAGUACAUCGCCUUUUCCGCUGCGGAUCGCUGCAAGCAAGAAGGGCACAGCCUACGCGUGCACGAUGCCGAAAAGCGAUUUUUCCGAUGCGGCGACUGCGGCAACCGUACUGUUAGUCUGUUCCGAAUUCCGAAGGUGAGCUGUAAGUCCUGCCAAAGCUCCCGCUGGGAACGGUGCGCAAUGAUGCGCGAGAAACGUGGAGUGCAGAUUGGUGAUGUGUUGUCGAUUCGGGGCGACGAGGAGAAAUAUUUGGGCAGUUUGGCUGGAGCAAAUGCUAGCCUGAAUCUGUUGAUGCCGGAGGAAAGUUGA